UGAGGGGCUGACUUGUCAAGUUCGCCACGAUGCUACAGCUCUUUCUGUUAGCGCUCUUGGGGGUUGCGUCCGCAAAGGAUUCCUAUGUAGUACUGUCCCCAACUACCAUCAGGCCUGGCAUGGACUUCGAGAUCAGCGUCAACAUCCUCAAAGCCACUUCUCGCGUCAAUGUCAAGGCCACGAUAGUGAAAGGGAGACAAUCCGUCGCUUCCGCAAGUGCUAUAGUGAGGCAAGAUCAGCCCCAAGGUAUAACACUGAAGGUGCCGAGAAAUCUGAAAAAUGGAACGUACAAGCUGACGGUGGUGGGUAAUGGUGGGCUGACCUUCAAGAACGAGACGACGUUGAGCUACAGUAGAAAGGGAAUGUCCAUCUUCAUCCAGACAGACAAGGCCAUGUACAAGCCUGGUCAAACAGUAAAUUUUCGGGCAUUUGCCUUGUUUCCCGACAUGAAGUUGUACACUGGAGCCAUGAAUGUCGACAUCUUCGACCCGAACUCCAACAAAAUCAAGCAGUGGGUGGGGUUGAAGGACGCUAGCGGCGUCAUCACCAACUACCUCCCCACCUCCACCCAACCUGUACUCGGUGACUGGAAGAUCAAGGUCACCGCGGGUAAAGAAUCCAAGGAAAAGGUGUUCACUAUCGCUGAAUAUGUAUUGCCCAAGUUUGAAGUCACAGUCGAACUCCCACCAUUUGUCAUUGAAAAUGACAACGAUAUCACUGCUACAGUUAAAGCCAAGUACACAUAUGGUAAGCCUGUGAAGGGAAGAGUGAACCUCGUGGCACAGCUGGCACGUUUCUACCGUCGAUGGACCAGGGAUGGUGAGGAGCCGAUGGUAAAGAAGACUGUGGAGAUUGAUGGUGAGACCAAGGUUACCAUCCCACUGACGGUGAUGAAGAAGGCUUUCCCUUACGGCCUGUCAGGGCGGGAGAUCCAGGUGAUUGCUAAUGUGACAGAGGACCUGACUGGGAUCACAAUGAACGGCUCCAACAAGCUUACGAUUUAUCAGGAUGCCUUGGAGCUUUCCUUCUCUCCGUCUGAUCCCACCACAUUCAAACCUGGACUCUCGUACAACACGCAUCUACAAGUCGUGCAGCCGGACGGUCGUCCAGCCCCUGCAACCAACCACAAGCUUCGAGUUUCCACUAGGGUAACCGCAGAGAUCAAAGAGACGACAACGCCGAUGUACUAUUCUCCCAGAACGACCUCCUUCAACCUCCCUGACCAAAUAUUCUCGGUUCCAGACUCAGGACUUGUCCCUGUUGAGGUCAACAUCCCCACAAAUGCAACGCGUGUCUCUCUCGAGGCGUGGUAUGGACCUGUAAGUGCUUACAAAUCAAUUGAAAAGAGCUACUCUCCAAGCGACAACUACAUCCAGUUGAUCCUGCAAUCACAACAACUUUCAGCUGGCAACGACGCGGUGUUCGCUGUCAGAGUCACAGAGCCGAUCAAGGAAAUAGUAUACCAGAUAAUAUCUCGUGGUUCCAUCGUGGCUACUGGCAUCAUGGGCGCAAACCAGCAGACUGAUUUCACAUUUGCCAUCCCGGUGACACCCAAGAUGGCUCCAAAUGCCCGGAUAAUUGUGUACUACGUCAGAGAAGAUGGGGAAAUCGUCACAGACAGCGUUAGCUAUGACGUCGAAGGCGCAUUCCAGAACAAGGUGUCUAUCUCUAUGGACAAGACCUCUGCCCAGCCUGGUGACAGUGUCAAUGUACAGGUCACCGCUGACCCUCAGUCCCUGGUCAACCUCCUGGCCGUAGACCAGAGCGUCCUCCUCCUCAAAUCCGGAAAUGACAUCACACAAUCUGAGGUUAUCAGCGAACUCAAGUCCUAUAACUCCAUCAAUAAAGGAAUAGAUGUUAUUUUCCCUCACCGCGGCAAGAGGUCAGUUCUGCCUUGGGGAUACCCUACGUACUACGGUGGAUCUGAUGCCAGAGAGGUCUUCGAGAACUCGGGAGUUGCUGUGAUGACAGACGCACUUGUAUACCAACAUGAAAGAUACUAUGGCUGUCGGUUUUGUGGAGGCAGAGGUGGUGGCGCUGGUAGCUUUGGUGGCUCUGGUGGCAAUGCUGCAAGGGGUCCAAGAAGGGAACAACAAAGAAGACCUGCUUUUGCUGGACAGAACGCAGAAAUUGCUUCAGCUGGGGGACUGAAAGAAGUGGAACGAAUCAGGACAGAAUUUCCGGAAACCUGGUUAUGGCAAAACAUGACAGUUAGUGCCGAUGGCACAGCUGUCAUCUCAACAACAGUGCCAGAUACCAUCACGUCUUGGGUGGCCAGCGCCUUCGCCGUCAACACUCAGAGCGGCCUUGGAAUUGCACCAACCUCAGCCAAGAUCCGCGUGUUCCGCCCCUUCUUCGUGAGCCUCAGCCUGCCGUACUCCGUGACCCGAGGGGAACAGCUAGCUCUCCAGGCCAUCGUCUUCAACUACCUUGCUCAAGACGUCGACGCUGUUGUGACUCUGCCCAAGUCUGUGGAAUACAGGAAUGUCGUUGUCCGUGGCAACAGACGUGAACGAACAGAAUCGGAAGAUCAGAGUCAGACAGUCCAGGUGAAGGCAGGUGGCGCCACCUCUGUAUAUUUCCCCAUUGUCCCAACCAUCCUGGGGAAGAUCGACCUGACCGUUUCCGCCCGAUCCACCCUCGCUGCUGACGCCAUCAAGAGACAGCUCCUGGUCGAGCCUGAAGGAACCCCUAAAGAGUACAAUGUUCCUGUCCUGAUUGAUCUGAGGGAAGCGCCCAGUUUUGUCAAGUCUGUUCCCCUCACUCUGCCCCAGAACGUGGUCCCAGGGUCACUGAGAGCUAGGGUCACCGCAGUUGGCGACCUAAUGGGUCCAACAGUGAAUGGUCUGGACAAACUUCUGCGCAUGCCUACCGGAUGUGGCGAGCAGACGAUGCUGGGGUUGGCCCCGGAUGUGUUUGUCACCAACUACCUGACAGCAACCAAUCAGCUGACGGGAGACAUAGAGGACAAGGCAAUCAAGUACAUGGAAUCUGGAUACCAGAGAGAGUUGACCUACCAGCACAAAGAUGGUUCCUUCAGUGCUUUUGGCGAGAGUGAUCCUUCCGGCAGCAUGUGGUUGACAGCGUUUGUUGUGAAGACGUUCCACCAAGCUAAACCAUACACCUUCAUCGACGAUGAAGUUCUGACCAAAGCCAUCGACUGGAUGAUACGGAGACAGAACGCUGACGGUUCCUUUCCGGAACCUGGAAAAGUCUUCCACAAAUCCCUGACAGGAGGAGCUGGAAAAGGAGCACCACUGACGGCUUAUGUCCUCAUCGCCCUUCUCGAGAACAACGACCUUCCACGGGAUGUCCAACAGCGGAUUCGUGAGGCAACAAAUAAGGCAGUCCGGUUCCUUGAGAAUCAGACUCCGACAGAUGACUACGCUCUGGCCAUUAUGACGUAUGCCCUGCAACUUGCUGGCAGCAUCAAAGCUAACGAUUUGUUUGACACACUGAACUCACAUGCCAUUGUCAAGGAUGGAAUGAAACACUGGCACCGCCCCGAAACUACGUCGACAGCGUCCCGCGGUUACUGGACACCACCAUCCCCCAAAAAUGCCAUCGACAUCGAGAUGACGUCAUACGCCCUGCUGACAUUCGCCGAGAGGGAUGACUUUAAUGGUGGUCUGAGCGUCAUGAAGUGGUUGGCAUCUCAGCGUAAUCCUCAUGGUGGCUUCUCAUCCACUCAGGACAUGGCCCUGCAGGCUCUGUCUGAAUUCGCCAAGAUGGCGUACUCCAACAACUUCGACAUCCAGGUGACAGUGAACAGUGGCAGCUUCAGCCAUCAGUUCUCUGUCAACCAGAACAACGCGCUGGUGCUCCAGAGUGUCGAGCUACCAUCAGUUCCCGAUAGCGUCAGUGUUGAAGCCACAGGGAAUGGGAUCGCUCUCGUUGAGGUCGCCGUGUUCUUCAACGUUGAUGCUGAGGUGGAGGAGCCAUCUUUUGAUGUGGCCGUGAAGCUGCUGAAGGAGGACAUCAACUCCAUCACAGUCCAGACCUGCACCAAAUGGCUGUUAAAUGGUACCAGUGGAAUGGCCAUCCAAGAACUCGGACUUCCCUCAGGUUUCGAGGCAGACCUUGACACUCUUACCAAACUAAGAACUUUGAAGAGAGUCGAGACUGAAAAUAAAAAAGUGGUGCUCUAUUUUGAUGAGAUCGGAACCACGCCCGUAUGUCUGUCCGUCACCCUCCAGAGAACAGGUCUUGUAGCCAAGUCCCAGCCCGUCCCAGUCAGAGUCUACGACUACUAUGAGCCAACCAAUCAGGUGACAGCAUUCUACCAGUCCAAGGUUCUCAAGAAUUCCAACAUCUGUAGGGUAUGUGUGGAGUGUGAAAACUGCGUGGCCAGGCGAGGGUGAUCUCAGCGAAGAUGGCAAAGAUGAAGCGUAGACAUAUUCGUGCUAUUUUCUUGCAAUAAAAAACUUCAGAAAUA
Messenger RNA from Haliotis rubra (blacklip abalone), 4435 nucleotides. RefSeq names its product CD109 antigen-like. The record is from RefSeq and is a predicted model, not a curated record. NCBI's taxonomy places the organism in Eukaryota, Metazoa, Mollusca, Gastropoda, Lepetellida, Haliotidae. Gene Ontology annotation, molecular function: endopeptidase inhibitor activity. Gene Ontology annotation, cellular component: extracellular region.